AUGGCAGCGAUUGCACGACGAACGGCCGCUGUGGCCACCAGGAGCACACGAACCCCAGUCAUCCGCCAGAUUCAACCCACCCGCUCCUACGCCGCGCCCGCCGACCCCUCGAGUGCUAAACAGCCCGAUGAACAGGCCAAUGCCGACAUCCUGCGCAAGGGCGCUCGCCGCGACCCUGAGCUUUACACCCUCCUAGCAAUCAUGUCCGGUGCCUUCGGCCUCGCAGGCUGGCAUUUCUCCCGCAACCCCACCUCGUCCAGCAGCGAGAACAAGGUCAGCAUGGCGGCGGGCAGUGAGCCUUGGAACACCGGCGGCAAUGCCAAAUACCAGUACCACCCGGGUGGUGACCAGAGCAGGGGCAGGAAGGAUGCGCCCAGCGCUUUGAACGAGGUCAUCAUUCCGAACGUGAAUUUGCCAAAGGUGAGUAGAAAAUACGAAGACACUGGGAGCGGGAAGAUCAUGGACCACGCGGCGAAGAGUGAACUGCACGAAAAGUACAACAAGUGGGGCAAGGAGGGCUACUAG
Molecule: messenger RNA, 525 nt
Organism: Saxophila tyrrhenica
Lineage: Eukaryota; Fungi; Ascomycota; Dothideomycetes; Mycosphaerellales; Extremaceae
Exons: 3
Coding region: 1-525 (174 amino acids)
Source: RefSeq, a predicted model, not a curated record